UGCAAGCUGGUAAUGUAGAACAGACAAAAGAACAGCACCUCGCUUCGACUGGAGAUCCAGCGACGCUUCCGUGCUUCUCGUCGUGCAAACAUAUCGAGACAGCUCCACACUGUCUACCCCUCCAUCCUCCACAUUUUUUCAGGCCGUGCUUCUUGGCCGGCAACGGGCGCCCGCUGUGCCCAAUCACAGCCGUCAUGGAAGGACACAAGCGCUCGAAGUCGCAGAGCGUCAAACAUAUGCUGAGUAAAGUGACCUCGAAGACGGAAGGAACGUCCACGCCCGCGGAAGGCAGCACCACGCACACAGCCAACAACUCGCCGCCCAACUCGUCGCAAGCUUCGCUCAGCUCGCCAGUGGGUCACCAGCGCAGUGUCUCCCAAAAGCUGCGCCCAAACGUGCCUCCCGUCAUGUCGAAUGCAGGCGGCCCUAGUGAGGGCAGCAGCAGCAGCCAGCAUCUCGCGUCUCCAUCCUCGCCUACAACCAAAGGUGGAUCGAUUGAGCAGUCGGUCAAGUUGUUCCGUGUCUUUGAGUCGCUGCGCAAUGGCGACACGACAGCCAUCUCGAGGGCCAUCCGCGAGCAGUCGUCACCGGGCGACAACGAAGGAGGCAGGACUUCGCUCUCGCUGCCCAAUGCGCGCACUGAGGGCACGUCGAUCCUACACCUCGCCAUACAGUGCGCUGAGAUACCUGUCAUUGAGUUCGUUCUGUCCAACGCGACCGACGCGCCCGAAUCGCCCAUCGAUAUCAACGGCCGCGAUCGUGACGGCAACACGCCUCUCCACCUGGCGGCUACCUUGGGUCGCGCCCCAGUGGUCCGGCUUCUACUCGACCGACCGGGCAUCAACGAUUCCAUCACCAACUACAGCGGCCAGACGCCUUUGGACCUUGCCCGCACACCAGAUAUCUUCCAGCAGCUGCAGCUGACCCGAUCCAUCUUCAUCGAUACCAACGUGAAGAAAAUACAGCAGUUGGUGAUUGCUGGGGACUUGGAUACUCUUGAGUCAGUUCUACAAGAUGCGCGCAUCCAGAGCACACUCGAUGUUAACGGCGGAGAGUUUGCAACGGACCCGACUGUCAUCGAAGCUGGUGGCACUCUUCUGCACCAGGCAGCAAAGAACAAAGAUGUGAAACUUGCUCAGCUGCUGCUGCUGAACGGCGCAGACCCUUUCCGUCGCGACCGCAAGGGCAAGCUCCCGCAGGACUACACCAAGGACGACCGGACGCGUGCUAUUUUGAAGCGAUCGCCGGCUGCUGCGGCUGCCCAGCGAGGCAUUCAAGAGAAGACGAUUCUCGCUGGUCAAGCGCAACCUGGAGCUCCCUCUGACGGUGGCAUGGGCUCCAAGGAGUCGCGUGAGAUGAAGGGUUACCUUAAGAAGUGGACCAACUACACAAGCGGCUACAAGCUGCGAUGGUUCGUGCUGGAGGAUGGUGUUCUCAGCUACUAUAAACAUCAAGACGACACCGGCUCUGCGUGCCGUGGUGCCAUCAAUAUGCGCAUUGGCAAACUCUACAUGGACCCACAAGAUAAGCAGCGUUUUGAGAUCCAGGGCAAAUCCUCAGUCAAAUAUCACCUGAAGGCCAACCACCAAGUUGAGGCAAAGCGUUGGUACUGGGCUCUUAAUAACGCGAUCCAAUGGGCAAAGGAUGAGGCUCGGGAAGAAGAGAAGCGCGCGACACAGGAUCAGGAGGCGCUCAAGCAGGCCAAGGUCGAGUUGCUUUCUAAGGAGGGCGACUCUGCAAGCCUUCAUAGCUCCCGCAUGGCAGGAUCCCGAAGCUCGCAUAACCUUGGCGUACCGCUCGCUAACCUCGAUACAACUUCACGCUCUGCUGUCUCAUAUACGGAAGACCCUGGAAGCGCAUAUGAGCCCAGUCUAGGUGCACACGAGCUAGGAAGAUAUACCAGCCAUCCAGGUGCACCUACUGUCGACGACGAUGAUGAUGACGACUUCCACGACGAUGACAGCAGCCAUGAGGUGAAGCCGCACAACAAAGAUGCCUUCAACAUCACCGCUCAAUCUGCGAAGUUGCAGCUCGACUUGUUAACAUCAGUAUCUGCGGCGUUGCAAGCCGAGAAAGCGAAAAACCCUAAUAUGCAAAUCGCCGACCCUUCGAUGACACAAGCACUGACCUCCUAUGAAUCUGCGAUUGGAAAUCUCAAGGGAUUGAUCGGAGACCUUCUGCGUAUAUCAAGAGAUCGCGACGCCUACUGGCAGUAUCGUCUCGAUCGUGAGGCCAACGUGCGUCGCAUGUGGGAGGACAGUAUGGCCAAGGUUGCACGGGAACAAGAAGAACUGGAACAAAAGAUUGGAGAGUCAGAAGAGAAGCGGCGCAAGACGAAGAAGGCGUUGCGAGAGGUGCUUGAGGACUAUGAAGGCCCAGGAACUGCCGCCCAGGAUGACGAGUUUGUCGAGGCGCCUGAGAAUGAAGCCCAGCAAGAGGACUUGGCUCGGGCGAAGCCUGAACUGUCCGGCCAAAUCAAAAGAAAAGCCACACUUGCCGACCUCGCAGCAGACUUUUCGGACGACGAGUCCGAGGCCGAUGAAGAAUUCUUCGAUGCUGUUGGUGCUGGUGAGGUCGAAGUUGUAGAGAUGCCUGGUGUGAACCAGAGCCAGAACGAAGCCAGGAAGCCCUCUGAGCUUCCCGCAGAUGGCACUACCGAUGACGUCUUUGAGCAGAAGCAUGCGGUGGUUGCCACAGGGUUCAAGGGCUACGAAGAUGGGCCGCGACAGAAGCUUGCUAUGGAUGCUGAUGACCGGCCUAAGAUCUCUCUUUGGAGUAUUCUUAAGUCCAUGAUUGGUAAGGACAUGACAAAGAUGACUUUACCAGUCUCGUUCAACGAGCCCACUUCUCUGCUGCAACGUUGCGCCGAAGAUAUGGAGUACACCGACCUUUUAGAUGUUGCCGCUGAGCGUGAAGACUCUAGCGAGCGGAUGCUCUAUGUUGCGGCUUUUGCUGCUUCAGAGUAUGCUUCGACUAUCGGCCGUGUUGCAAAACCCUUCAACCCUCUCCUGGGCGAAACGUUCGAGUACGCCAGGCCUGACAAGGGCUUCCGUUUCUUCAUCGAACAAGUCAGCCACCACCCGCCAAUUGGCGCGGCUUAUGCUGAAGCAGCCAAAUGGGACUAUUAUGGCGAGUCUGCUGUCAAGUCAAAGUUCUAUGGUAAAUCUUUUGAUAUCAAUCCGCUUGGUACCUGGUUCUUGCGCCUUCGUCCUACUUCAAUGGGUGGGAAGGAGGAGUUAUACACGUGGAAGAAAGUAACAUCUUCGGUUAUUGGUAUCAUGACGGGUAAUCCUGUGGUUGAUAACUAUGGACCCAUGGAGGUCAAGAAUUGGAAUACCGGUGAAGUGUGCAUACUGAACUUCAAAGCACGAGGCUGGAAAGCCUCGUCUGCCUACCAAGCGGUCGGUAAAGUUCUUGGCGCAGACGGCCGUGUCCGCUGGUCAAUUGGUGGCCGCUGGAACGAUAAGAUCUAUGCACGCUUCACUCCCGGCUUUGAGGACGCAGACAUCGACAAGGGUGGUAAGGAGGGCAAGCAUGACGACAACAAAGCUUUCCUCGUCUGGCAAGCACACGAGCGUCCUACUGGCAUUCCGUUCAACCUCACACCCUUCGUCGUCACGCUCAACGACCCCAACGAGAAGCUCGUGCCCAUUAUUGCGCCGACCGAUACACGUCUCCGUCCUGAUCAGCGUGCGAUGGAGGAUGGGGAGUACGACUUCGCAGCGACAGAGAAGAAUCGUGUUGAAGAGAAACAGAGAGCGACUCGCAAACAGAGGGAAGAACAUGGCGAGGAUUUUGUGCCGAAGUGGUUCGCCAAGUCUAGAGAUGCUACGACUGGUGAAGAAUUCUGGGAGUUCAACCACGAAUACUGGAAGACCAGAGACAAGGUCGCCAAGGGCGAGACGACCUGGAGCCAACACGGAUUGGAGGAUAUCUUCUAGACGCAUUGGCUCGAGGGAACCAGGUAUUGCAAGACGACAUGGUCGAGUGUUGGAUGUACAAAGACCACUUUGGAUCAUGCACACAUUCUCUCUUCCUUUAGAACUAGUAACAAAGAGGUUCAAUAAGCGUGUUGUAAUGUGUCCGACGGCCAUCUUCUUGUUCAGUCGAGUUUAAUUGAUUAUCGUGCGGAGGAGUGAGUUUACAUUACGGCGACCAAAGGAUGUAUUCUCUU
Messenger RNA from Boeremia exigua, 4174 nucleotides. Its product is annotated as Oxysterol-binding protein-domain-containing protein. NCBI's taxonomy places the organism in Eukaryota, Fungi, Ascomycota, Dothideomycetes, Pleosporales, Didymellaceae. Gene Ontology annotation, molecular function: sterol binding; protein binding. The record is from RefSeq and is a predicted model, not a curated record. The transcript has 4 exons. Gene Ontology annotation, cellular component: nuclear envelope; cytosol; intracellular membrane-bounded organelle. Gene Ontology annotation, biological process: exocytosis; endocytosis; maintenance of cell polarity. Bases 195 to 3941 code for a protein of 1248 amino acids.